UGAAAUUAUUUUGCUAAAUUGCAACAAUAAUAGAGAACAUUUCCAACAGAAAAAAAAGAGAAGAACGCUGUGGGAAUCUUCAAAAUUGGUCAUUUACAGAUUCAUAUUUAGAUUCAGGUUUGUUUGCUACUUCUAGAACUGCAGUUGCUCUUGGAGUUUUAAAAAAAAUAACUAAGGGUUGACCAUGUUGGUCUUUGCAGUAAGCAGUGGUAUUAACUUCUUCAGCUGCUUUAAGGAGGGUGGGGAAAGAAUGUUGGUGAACUGAUGCUUCUGCAUAUGGAUCCUGUCAUUAUGACAGGAGUCAGUGUUGGCUGUUAUUAUUAUUUCUACUGUUAUAAAAAACUAUUUUUGAGAUUUUUUUUUUUUUCGGUACAAGUUGAGGUUGAGUCAACACAACUUAAUAUUUUCAUUGAACAAAAACACUAAAUUACAAAUGACAUAGCGUCGCUUGCACCCCUACCAAAAGCUAUAACCUGCCCCCGCCCCCCACCUUUAGAACCACUGAUGUAGAGUAUCUCAGUGGUCUUCUCAGAUGCCUGUAUAAUUAGCAACAUUAAAGGCUCACGGUCCAUCACACAGACUGUAAUCCUGAUAACGGGUUCCCAGAUAUGUUUACAUGUAUUGUGAGUCCAGGACUCACUUCUUACAAAGGGGGGAGGGUGUAGAAUUCCUGGGGGCUUCGCUCCUCCUCUGCUGCUCAGUCACUGUGUCACUGGAGCACAGACGAUCACCGCUGAGCUCCAUCAUUGAUCAACGUUGAUCUGUUGCACUAAUCUCUGUUAAAGUCUGGAGUUUGUUUGUUUGUUUUGUGUUUUUGUUGUGUGUUUUUUUUUCCUGGCGACAGUAUGGAGUCUCUGAGGUGACACUGGAAAAGCCUGUGCACACCGAGGUGUAACCGGAGGGAUCAGGACGGAUGGGUGGAGGGUCGGCCGGGGGGAUUUCUGAGGCUGAGUCCACUUCCUAAAGUAAACUGAGGAGGCGGAUCAUUUUGCUGCGAUGAUGAUGAAGUCAGUGGAAUGUUAGCUGGAAGGUUGGUGCUGUGAAUCAUCAUGGAGGGGAAGAAGGAUGAAGGAGGAGGAGGAGGAGGAGGGCCGUGGUCAUCUUCCUACACCUGCUGCAGGAGCGGACUUGUAGCUUUGCUUUUCUUAGUCCUGGUUAUUGGAGUCUUUGUAGGACUGUUAAUUGCCUUUCUGGUGCAGGAGGAGCGUUAUUUCAUGGAUACGGUGGAGCUGAAGGGUCUGAAGUACGAUCCUGUUUUACAGGAUGAGAACUCUGGUUUCUCUAUAGUCCUGUCCUCCGUUCUGAAGUCUAAGGUCAAAAAUGUCUUCGGCGCUUCAUCAAUAUCACAUCACUAUGUUGAUUGUUCUGUUGUUGCCUAUGGUAACAUAAAUGGUGAGGUGAUGGUGACAUUCAGACUGGUCUUCAGGGUCUCUAAGGUCCAGCAGUAUUCAGACAGUUUCAUUCAGGAUUUCCUGAGAGCUGGGUUUAGCGCAGUAAUGCACGGCAAACCUCUGGAGGUGCCAGAGUUCGGGCAGAUCAACGCUAUCGUCUUACUGGGUGCUAGUGGGAAGUCAUUUUUUGUCAUUGGCGACGAAAUGAUUGCCAGAUGUCCUGAAAACACUUUCACUUGUGACAGUGGAGAAUGUGUCACUAAGUUGAAUCCAGAGUGUGACUUUGUCGCCGACUGUGCGGAUGGAUCAGAUGAAGCUCGCUGUGGUGAGUCGUCCUCUUACUGCAAGUGGGACAACGACCCCAGAGAGUGGACCGCCCUGGUCGGUGCCAGACUGGUGAGCGGUGAAGAGUCAGAGUCCAAGACGUAUAACAUCAAAUCCCUGAUGGUGUCACCAGAAUAUAAUCCUAUGACCACUGACAACGACGUCACGGUGCUGGAGCUGGACACACCUCUGACCUUCGGUUCCUACAUCCAGCCGGUCUGUUUGCCGUCUCCGUCCCACGUCUUCGCUUCAGGCCAAAGCUGCAUCGUGUCCGGCUGGGGAGCGCUGCAUCAGUUCAACCCCGCCGUGCCUCCGACGCUGCAGAAGGCGGUGGUGAAAAUCAUCGACUCGAAGGUGUGCAACAAGUCGUCCGUGUACAGAGGUUCAGUAACUCACAACAUGAUGUGUGCUGGAUUCCUGCAGGGCAAGGUGGACUCAUGUCAGGGUGACUCUGGGGGUCCUCUGGUGUGUGAGGGGGCUCCUGGCAGGUUCUUCCUGGCUGGGGUGGUGAGCUGGGGUAUCGGCUGUGCUCAGGUCAACAGGCCUGGGGUGUAUUCUCGGGUCACACGGCUGCGCAACUGGAUCCUCAGCCACACAGAUCCCAGCCUGGUCAGUUAUGACUCCCAACAUGUUCCUACGAUCCCUGUCACUGAGAAAGAAGUUAGCUUCAAUAAACCGCCAGCGUCCAUGACUGUAGCCAUGGAUACGUUUUCUGCACCAACUCCUCCUGUGAGUCAGAACUGCAGUGACAACUUCCACUGCAGCGCCACAUUCUGCAUCGACAAAGUGAACCCAGAGUGCGAUGGUGUCCCCGACUGUCCCAACCAGGAAGAUGAGAGAAACUGUGAUUGUGGAUUGCGUCCUGCGUUGGGUUCCCAAAGGAUUGUGGGUGGAGUAACAGCUCGUAGAGGGGAGUGGCCUUGGAUUGGUAGUCUGCAGUACCAGAGACUUCAUCGCUGUGGCGCCACUCUCAUUCACAGCAGAUGGUUACUGACUGCAGCGCACUGCUUUAAAAGUGAUUCGAGCCCAACCAACUGGGCCGUGAGCCUGGGGUCCGUGUUGCGCUCGGGGAUCGGAGCCCUGGUCAUCCCCAUCCAGAAUGUCAUCAUUCACCCAGCAUUCAAUUCCACCAACAUGGACUACGACGUGGCUCUGCUGGAACUGGCAGCUCCCGCUCCCGUGUCCUACACCAUCCAGUCCGUCUGUCUGCCCUCUGCUGUGCAUCUCUUCCCAAUGAACGCAGAAUGUUACAUCACAGGCUGGGGAUCCACGAGAGAAGGAGGUUCACUGACCAACCUCCUGCAGAAAGCUGCCGUGAACAUCAUCCAGCAGGCAGAGUGUCAGCAGCCGUAUGGAGACGUCCUGACCAAUAACAUGAUGUGUGCCGGACACAUGGAGGGAGGGAAAGACACCUGCUUGGGAGACUCUGGGGGACCACUGACCUGUCGUCAGCAGUCUGGCCAGUGGUUUAUUGCUGGAGUGACCAGUUGGGGACAUGGAUGUGGGCGAAUGGGUUUUCCAGGGGUUUACACUCGAGUGACGUCGGUCAGGAAAUGGAUAUCUACUUACAUACCAUUCUGAAGAGGUAAAAAAAAAAACAGCUUUACCGCUACGGAAAUGUCAGACUGCAUGAGUACCAUGAGUUACACCAGGACAUUGUACUGUACAAGGACUGAAGUCAUUCUAAAAGCCAAAAGACAUUAUUUGUUACCAAAGUAUUGAACAUUUACUGUGCAGUCAUCGGAAAUCCUCUCUAUGUGUACUGACGAAAUAAGAAGAAUCCUACCGGAAACAAGCAUGACUGAAAGUAUUUAUUUUAGUUAUUUAUUUUUCUGACCAUUAUGUUUACUGGUUUACAUGUGGGGCGUAAAUAUAUAUGUGGUUUAAUGGGUAUGUUUUUUUUUUUGGAGAUAGUUGAUUGCUCCCUGUUUGGUGUGCCUUUCUUGUAAAAUUUUUUUUUUGUGAAAUAAUAGGUAAAUAAGGUUCAAGGGGAAUUCAGCCUUUUUACUUGACUUUGAUAAAGGCAGCACUGGAUGGCAUUUCCUACACAGAAACAAAACAUCCACCUGUUUGACGAGCUUGAUUCUAAAAAAAAAAAAAAUCCAUGCAUUAGCUCAGUCAACCUUCAGUGUUGCUCAUAUGCUUGUCUGGCUCUAACGUCCCUACGCAGAGUCAGCAGGCUGAAGGAAAGUGGAUUCUGAUUUCCAGACAGCAGAGAAAAAAAAAACGGAGAAAGGUUCAGUACCCCCAUUUACAGUCAGGCAGACCUUGCUAAAACAAGCCCAUUACUGUGGAGGGCAGCAUAUAGAGUAACAACCAGAAAGCAGGUCAGACAAAACUGUUUUGUUCUCCGGGCGUACUUUGAUAGCAAACUAUUUAAAGGCUUGUGAAUGUCAGGUCCGUGGUUGUGAAAACAUUAAGGUGCUACUCAAUUCAUCCUGCCGAAUUUAAGUAGAGCUUCUGGAGCGGGAGCACGUUGAGGAAAGCCUUUGUUGGGCUCU
Cynoglossus semilaevis (tongue sole) is the source of this 4216-nucleotide messenger RNA. RefSeq names its product transmembrane serine protease 9 (gene tmprss9). NCBI's taxonomy places the organism in Eukaryota, Metazoa, Chordata, Actinopteri, Pleuronectiformes, Cynoglossidae. The record is from RefSeq and is a predicted model, not a curated record. Gene Ontology annotation, biological process: proteolysis. Bases 1050 to 3296 code for a protein of 748 amino acids. Gene Ontology annotation, molecular function: protein binding; serine-type endopeptidase activity. The transcript has 16 exons.